CAGUCAACGGAUCGACAAUGUGUGUCUCCUGGAACUCUGGUGGAAACUGGUCAGAGGAAGGAUGUAAAGUGAAGAAAAAUGCCACGACAUACACCAUCUGCGAAUGUACCCAUCUCACCAACUUCGCCAUUCUCGUGGAUGUGACUGGACAGCAGGAUCUGUUCGCUCUCCAUGUCAUCACAUACAUCGGCUGCAUCAUUUCCAUCCUGUGCCUCUUCAUCUGUAUCUGUAUAUUCCUUGGCUUCAGACGGGUUCGUUGUUCCCGGACUAUCAUCCAUGCAAACCUGUGUAUCUGCCUGCUGUUUGCUGAACUUGUUUUCCUCGUUGGCGUGGACAAAGUUCACAAUCCGGUUGCUUGUGACGCGAUAGCUAUAACCCUUCACUACCUGUUCCUGGCCGUCUUCACCUGGAUGUGUGUGGAAGGAGUGGAGCUGUACGUCAUGCUCAUCAGGGUCUUCAACUUGAAGCGCACCCGGCUGAUCUACUAUCACAUAGUCGGCUACGGAAUACCUGCAAUAGUGGUUCUUGUAUCAGCUGCCAUCAACUAUGGGCUUAAUCUAGAAGGAUAUGGAAAAUGGGAAGACACGGACGAGAGGCGGAAAUAUUGCUGGUGUUCAGUUAAGAGCAAGUUUAUCUGGAGUUUUGUGGGUCCGAUGCUGGUGAUUAUUGCGGUGAACCUGGGGUUCCUGGUCAUGACCCUGAAAGUGAUCUACUCACAGAGAUCCCAUGAUAAACAGGAACAGGCCUGGCAGGGAGAAAAAUUCAAGUUCUGGAUCCGCGUGUCCCUGGCCCUUGUGUGUGUCCUGGGUGUGACCUGGGUGUUCGGUGUGCUGUAUGUCAGCCGAGAGACCGUCAUCUUUGCCUACAUUUUCACCAUCGUCAACUCUCUACAAGGCCUGUUUGUGUUUGUAUUCCACUGCCUAUUGAAUGAAAAGGUGAGGGAUGAGUUCAAGCGGCAGAUGUCUCGCCGUGCGUGGUGGACUGGCAAGAGGAGGCAAGGAUGGGAGACCGGUGCCACAGGGGAACAGCUUUGGCUGGGUGAAAUCACAGACAGUAGGAAAAGCUCCAGUUAUCUUACCAGAGACACCGUGGUGACAAGUGAGAGCUCAGAGGGCACAACUUCUGACCGGAGCUUGGUGAAAAAUACAAACAACAACAAUAGAAGAGGAUCCCACAAUCCAAAGAUCACAUCCUUUCGAUAAAAAAAACUUGAAACAUACUUGAGCGUGUAUAAUGUUUCUGCUAUCACUGAAUAGUGAAGACAUCAAAUGGGACUGGGGCUAUGAUGCAAGAACAAACAAAGUAAUCCAGUUAUACUUUCUUACAAUGAUAAAUACUUCUGUCAUUUUCAAUAUUCUAUUAAUGUCCAGAUAACGCUGUAUACACGCAUUAUAUUCGUAACUCAUAUACAUACAGUAUACAAUGUGUACAAGCUUUGUCUUUAUCAUAACGUAUGGUAUGUGUGUACAUUUAAUAUCUUGCUUGCUUCUCAUGCAAUAGUCUUUAACCACUAAAACGUAUGUCGAUACAAGAUACAUUACAAAUGUAUACUACAGUCGGCAUUAGACUAUCGGUACCGAUGUCCGACGUGUUUAUGUGUCCAUGGCAUUUAUCUAGAUCUAUAUUAUUGCGGCCACAUGAUAAAAUGGUACGGUCGAAUUAAUCCUAAAUCCAUGUUAUAUCUGAAUCUCUGAAUUGAAUACAAAAUGUCCAGCUCCGGUGUUCAUAGAUGUACGAAUUAGUGGGAUAUGAGUUAAUUGAAUGUAAGGAACUCUCUGAGCAGAGGUUGUUGGGAAGGAUUGUAUCAAAUGGCCCGUUUUCUUUCCACUGGUCCUACCAACAUCUGCUUCACGUUGUCAGUAUUUUAUGCAUUGAUGUAUCGAUACAUUGUUUUUAUUUUUGAGAAUCUAUGAUGACCAUUAGAUUAGCAAAUGUUGCUACAAAUAGUGUACGUGUUUAUGAAUAUCUUAUGAUUCUUUAGAAAGCACACAUUAUAUUUGUCAUCUCACGUUAUUUUCAUUGUUCCUUGUUGUCAUUUGUCCAUACUCAUUUUAUUCUGCUGAAUUUCAAUAUAAUUUAUAAUAUUAGACUCUUUUUAUCUUU
This is a messenger RNA of Branchiostoma floridae (Florida lancelet), 2103 nucleotides long. RefSeq names its product adhesion G protein-coupled receptor L3-like. Gene Ontology annotation, cellular component: membrane. The record is from RefSeq and is a predicted model, not a curated record. The transcript has 12 exons. Gene Ontology annotation, biological process: cell surface receptor signaling pathway; adenylate cyclase-activating G protein-coupled receptor signaling pathway. Gene Ontology annotation, molecular function: G protein-coupled receptor activity. Lineage: Eukaryota; Metazoa; Chordata; Leptocardii; Amphioxiformes; Branchiostomatidae. Bases 18 to 1202 code for a protein of 394 amino acids.